This is a messenger RNA of Helianthus annuus (common sunflower), 1047 nucleotides long. RefSeq names its product transcription repressor OFP15. Gene Ontology annotation, biological process: negative regulation of DNA-templated transcription. The coding region runs from base 157 to 969 and encodes 270 amino acids. The record is from RefSeq and is a predicted model, not a curated record. Lineage: Eukaryota; Viridiplantae; Streptophyta; Magnoliopsida; Asterales; Asteraceae. The transcript has a single exon.
CCACUCCUUUUAUUUUAAAACGCCACACUCUCCCUCCUCAUUUAUUUCCAAUCUGACUAUCUAUUUAACAUCGAUCUACAACAUUAAUAACUCCUCCCAACUUUCAUACCCAUUCAAAAUCACCAUCAAACCCUAUAUUACUAUUGUUCAAAAACCAUGGGAAGAACAAGAACCCUCCCUUUUCUUCCUACUUGUGGCAGCCCUAGUAAAACCCUAUCUUUCCGUACCACCACCGGCGAGUUUGAUGACAUGGAGCCAUCGGUAGAUGAUGUGAUUCGUGGGUUAAGUACGGACAGAUUCUUUUUCAAUCCUGGAACAACAAGCUCCAUACUUGAAGAAGCAAAACCUAAAGAAAAAGAAAAGGAAAGGGAGAAACAAAAAGAGAAAGAAAAAGAAAGUGUUGUGGCAUUGAAAGAAAGUGUGUCAAUGAUGGAGAUGGAUUCAACUGACCCUUUUGUUGACUUUAAGAAGUCAAUGCAAGAGAUGGUGGAAGCUGAUGAAGGGUUAAAAGAGUGGGAGAAUCUUCAAGAGCUUUUGAGUUUGUAUCUAGCAGUUAAUGAUAAAACAAACCAUGGGUACAUCAUUGGAGCUUUUGUUGACUUGUUGUUGGUCAAUCUUGGUCCUCCUUCAAAACCAUCUUUAUGUUCUACAUCUUCAUCAAUCAAUGCUACUCAAGAACAAUCUAUAUUGUUGGAAUCUGGUGGUAAUUGUUGUAGUAAUAAUAAUAAUAAUAAUAAUAAGUUGAUGAUGAUGAUUAGUAGUGAGUCACCAGAAUCUGCUUUAUCAUUCACUUCAUCAUUUGCUUCUUCUUCUGGGACUUGUUCAAGUACUAGCCAUUUUUUGUCAUCAUGUUCAUUGGAAGAUGAAGAAGAAGAAGAAGAAGAAGAAGAUAACAAUGGAGAUGAUGAAGAUCAUAACAGUCCCCAGAAAGCUUCAGUUUCAGACUGUCAUUCUUCUUUGAAAGUAUGAUUUUCUUAUUUAUGGAAAAACUAUGUAUAUCACUAAUUUUAGUAACUAUAAUGAGAUCUUUCUCUAACUUCCACCAUU